Messenger RNA from Staurois parvus, 279 nucleotides. NCBI's taxonomy places the organism in Eukaryota, Metazoa, Chordata, Amphibia, Anura, Ranidae. The record is from the annotation of a GenBank genome assembly.
UACAUUUUACAAGCUUUCAAACAUUCGGAGCCUCAAGUGAAGCAAGCUGUACAGACCCUUUUAAAGUUUGCAUUUGCCAGGUAUUACAAUGGUAGAUUUGAACCCAAAAUGACUAAAAGGGAAGAGGCGCUGGUAUUGGGAGUCAGCCCGACCACAACUAAAACAAAGAUAAGAGAAGCUCACAGACAGAUUAUGCUGCUGAACCAUCCUGACAAGGGUGGAUCUCCAUACAUUGGAUACAAGUUUGUGCAGCGAGCGCUUACUGUAAUACGGAUGUGA